GCUCAGCAAACCGCACAGCUCUCGGGGAUUGCAGCUUCAGGAGACGGCAAACACAAAAAUAAAAGAAAUCCCGUAGAAAGGGAUUGCAAAAGUUGCAAAGGCUUUUAGGAGUGCGGACGAAGCCCCACCUCCACAUCCACAUCCACACACACCCCGGAGCCGUCCCCACCUCCGGCCCGGCAGGAGCCCGAGCCAGCGGCCCCAGCGCUGCCGGCACACGGAAACUUCGGCUCCCAGAGCCGGGGGCUGAGGAUCGGGACAGCGCUGGAACCGCUGACAGAAUGACAAGUGUGGUUCCAAGGAGCAGCCACCCGGACGUGGCCCGGAAAACACUCUGCAGGAGCCCCUUUCUCAGUGUCAAGUUCUUUGUGUUCUGCCACGGGCUGCUGCAGCUCUCCCAGCUCCUGGUCUCCGGCUACCUGAAGAGCUCCAUCUCCACCAUCGAGAGACGCUAUGGCCUCUCCAGCCAAACCUCGGGGCUGCUGGCUUCCUUCAACGAGGUUGGCAACACCCUGCUGAUCGUCUUCGUCAGCUACCUGGGCAGCCGCGUGCACCGGCCGCGCCUCAUCGGCUGCGGGGCCAUCCUCGUCUCCCUGGCCGGCUUCCUCAUGGCCCUGCCCCACUUCCUCACUGGGCCCUACGAGUACGACCAGUCCGUGGCCAGCACCUUCAGCAACACCACUGACCUGUGCCAGCCUGGGGCCCCACGGGCCUGGGCCAACCUCAGCGAUGCCAGCUGCACCCCCCAUGCCUCCAGGGAGAACCACGAGGUUCUCCUGGUCAUGUUCAUGGCCCAGGCACUGCUGGGCAUCGGUGGAGUGCCCAUCCAGCCCUUCGGCAUCUCCUACAUCGAUGACUUCGCCAGCGAGAGGAACUCCCCCCUCUACCUGGGAAUCCUGUUCUCCGUGACAGUCAUUGGGCCAGGGGUGGCCUUCAUGCUGGGCUCUGCCAUGCUGCGGUUUUAUGUGGACAUCGACAAAGUCAGCGCAGCUGAGGUGCAGCUCACCAGCAAGGACCCGCGCUGGGUCGGGGCCUGGUGGCUCGGGUUCCUGGUGGCUGCCAGCCUGGUGGCCCUGUCUGCCCUGCCGUACUUCUUCUUCCCACGGGAGAUGCCAAAGGAGGUGGUGACAGGGAAGAACAGAGACAGCAAGAGGAGGGAGGACAUGCUCAGCCAGCUCAGGUGCCAGCACUCGGAGAGCCUCUCCCUGAUGGAGUUCAUCAGACGCUUCCCUGCGGUGCUGCUGAGGAACCUGAGGCACCCCGUGUACCUGCUGGUGGUGCUGGCUCAGGUCAACAUCUCUGCCAUGGUUGCUGGGUUAGCAACGUUCAUGGGCAAGUUCCUGGAGAGACAGUUCUCCCUCACAGCAUCCCUGGCCAACAUGAUCAUUGGUGCUGUGAACAUCCCUGGGGCCAUGGUGGGGAUUGUGGUGGGCGGUGCCAUCCUGAAGCGGUUCCAGAUGUCUCUGAGGCAGUGCAGUGCCCUGUGUGUCCUGGGCAUGCUGCUCUGCCUGCUCACCGCCUUCCCCCUGCUCUUCCUGGGCUGCCCCACGCAGAAGGUGGCAGGUGUCACCCACUGGCACAGCUCUGGCUCUGGACACCACGACAUGGAGUGCAACGUGCAGUGCCGCUGCCCCGAGAGGGGCUUCAACCCCAUCUGCGGCUCCGACGGUGUGGAAUACACCUCGCCCUGCUCUGCUGGCUGCAGCCACCUGGCUGCCCUCACAGACAGCUCUGUCCUGAACUACACCGAGUGCAGCUGCAUCGCGGGGCCAGGGGGGUUCGCCAGGCUGGGCACCUGCGGCACUGCCUGCUCCCACCUCUUCAUCCCCUUCGUGGUCCUGUCCUGCCUGGCAGGGAUCCUCGCCAGCACAUCCCACACGCCGUCCUUCAUGCUCAUCCUGAGGAGCAUCCAGCCUGAAGACAAAUCGUUCGCUGUUGGGAUACAGUUCAUGCUGCUGAGAGUUUUAGCGUGGAUGCCGGGCCCGGUGCUGUACGGCAGCGCCAUCGACACCAGCUGCGUGCUGUGGGAGAGGAGGUGUGAGCGCACGGCUGCCUGCCGCUACUACGACAAUACGCUCUUCAGGCAGAGGUAUCUGGGGCUACAGUUUUUCUUCGAGGUGGGCGCCUUCCUGUGCUUCGGGGCUGUGUAUCUGAUUCUCAGCAAGCAGGAGAGGGAAGCCAGCCAGGCAGAGGAGGCAAAGGCAGAGCCAGAGAAGGAGAAACUGUCCGGAAACUCCAGGAAGAGCCCGGAGUCCAAAGUGUGAAUCCAAAAAGGUGAAUUGUGAUCCGUUCUGGGCAGGUAACACCCUGUGAAUCAGUGCACACCUGAGCUAUGCAGGAGUGAUGGACCCUGGGGCUGCUUCCUGAUCUCCCAGGUGGGAUGAACUCUUCCUGCAGUGCUGUGGCUCCAUCCGUAUGUUGUUCUCCACCUCAGGGGUGCAGCUUGUUCCUUCACAUGGAUUAGUCCACACGCUUUAACCCGUGGGCUCUGCAGCCUGCUGGAUUUGUGUCCUUCAAAGCAGUUUUUCCUGCUGACCGUCUCGGUGAUGCCAGCACCGUGCAUUAACCAUAAGCCUGAGGGGUUUUGUGGUGUGUUCUUUUUUAAAUAAAUCAUUUUUAAGAAAUGGUUUUGUACUGAACCCAAAGGAUUUCUGUGACUGAUAAUUAUAAUUCU
Poecile atricapillus (Black-capped chickadee) is the source of this 2674-nucleotide messenger RNA. RefSeq names its product solute carrier organic anion transporter family member 2B1 (gene SLCO2B1). Bases 282 to 2264 code for a protein of 660 amino acids. Gene Ontology annotation, molecular function: protein binding; bile acid transmembrane transporter activity. The record is from RefSeq and is a predicted model, not a curated record. Lineage: Eukaryota; Metazoa; Chordata; Aves; Passeriformes; Paridae. Gene Ontology annotation, cellular component: membrane. The transcript is spliced from 15 exons. Gene Ontology annotation, biological process: bile acid and bile salt transport; sodium-independent organic anion transport; transmembrane transport.